AUGGGCUUUGAAGCCGCAAGUCUAAAGCCGGUCUCGUACCCAGUUAUCGGUUUCACAGGCGCCUCUAUAGUUCCAGAGGGAACCAUUAAGCUGGCUGUGAAACUGGGGGAGGGGGCUCACUCCAGAGACCUGCUAGUAGAGUUCCUAGUGGUCAAAGUACCGGCAGCGUACAACGCCAUCCUAGGACGACCUCUGAUCCAUGAUGCUCAAGCCGUCGUUUCAACUUACCACCUCACAAUGGUCUAUACCUCAAAUGACGGCAACCCCGAGAAACUCCGAGGAAACCAGGAAUCGGCAAGGUCAUGCUAUCGGACGGCUCUCAGACACUCUGACCAUAAGCGACCUGCUGAAACGCCACCGUCGGAAAGAAAGAAGCGCCGGCUGGAAAACAAGGCCAAAUAG
Beta vulgaris subsp. vulgaris (sugar beet) is the source of this 402-nucleotide messenger RNA. RefSeq lists its product as uncharacterized. NCBI's taxonomy places the organism in Eukaryota, Viridiplantae, Streptophyta, Magnoliopsida, Caryophyllales, Amaranthaceae. Bases 1 to 402 code for a protein of 133 amino acids. The record is from RefSeq and is a predicted model, not a curated record. The transcript has a single exon.